AUGGAGUUCCCAGAGUAUCCCUCGGUGCUUCGCCCAGAGCUGCUUCCUCCAGAGUUCCCAGAGUAUCCUUCAGUGCUUCCUCCAGAGCUCGAGGCAUAUCCUUGCGUGCUUCCCCCAGAGCUCGAGGCAUACCCUUGCGUGCUUCCCCCAGAGCUCAAGGCAUAUCCUUGCGUGCUUCCCCCAGAGGUCCCAGAGUAUCCUUCAGUGCUUCGCCCAGAGCUCGAGGCAUAUCCUUGCGUGCUUCGCCCAGAGCUCGAGGCAUAUCCUUGCGUGCUUCCUCCAGAGUUCCCAGAGUAUCCUUGUGUGCUUCCCCCAGAGCUCGAUGCAUAUCCUUGUGUGCUUCCCCCAGAGCUUGAUGCAUAUCCUUGUGUGCUUCCCCCAGAGCUGAGCAUAUCCUUGCGUGCUUCCUCCAGAGGUCCCAGAGUAUCCUUCGGUACUUCCCCCAGAGCUCGAGGCUAUGCCCCCCACUCUUCUCUGUACGUUGUUACUCUGCUUACUCUGAGUAUUUACCAGCAUUUUCUUUAG
Messenger RNA from Penaeus monodon (black tiger shrimp), 525 nucleotides. Its product is annotated as protein PELPK1-like. Lineage: Eukaryota; Metazoa; Arthropoda; Malacostraca; Decapoda; Penaeidae. The transcript has 2 exons. The coding region runs from base 1 to 525 and encodes 174 amino acids. The record is from RefSeq and is a predicted model, not a curated record.